AUAGGAUGAUCAAUAAAAAGCUAUCUUGGUUCUUGGAGGGAAUAGUGUACAGGGUAUCUAUUCAUUACAUCUCAGAAAGUUAUGUUGUAAAACAUCUACCCUCAGUUUAAAAAAAAGAGACUAGAGUGGUUGGUUUCUCCAACCACAAUUGACCGAUGUUUAAUGGGGAAGGACUUCUUUCAUCUUCCAUAAUUUCUCCAUGAAUAAAACAAUAAAUCAUAUAUAAGGUAUUAUCUCUCUGCUCUACAACUUGACCUGUUCUUCACCAUUGGAGGUCAUGGACGAGGUUGAACCUUCAAGAAAGGAUAAAUUGAAUCCCAACAAAGUCGAGGGUACUGAGCCUCAGCCAGAUGCUAAGAAUCAAGAAACACUUUCAUUUCUUAAGUUGUUUGCUGCUGCUGAUAGCAUUGAUUAUGUUUUGAUGUUUAUUGGAAGCAUUGGAGCUUCCAUACAGGGUGCUACUAUUCCUGUGUUUUUCCUAGUGUUUGGUCGUAUGAUCGAUUCCUUGGGAAGCUUAUCCUCAGAUCCUCAUAGAUUUUCUUCAGAAGUUUCCAAGUAUGCUCUGUACUUAGUCUAUGUUGGUUUGGCUGUUUGGCUGUCAUCUUGGAUAGGGGUUGCUUGUUGGGCUCAGACUGGGGAGAGGCAGACAGGCCGACUACGAGUUAAGUAUCUGGAAUCAGUUCUAAAAAAGAAAAUCGAGUUCUUCGACACAGAAGCAGGAGAACGAAACAUUCUUUUUCAUAUUUCUAGUGACGCCAUACUUGUACAGGAUGCAAUAGGUGAUAAGAUAUGCCAUGGAUUAUGUUAUCUUUCCCAAUUCCUGGUUGGAUUUACAUUAGGCUUUGCAUUGGUAUGGCAGCUGACACUUCUCACCUUAGCUAUAGUUCCCUUAAUAGCUGUAGCCGGAGGAGCAUACACGGUAAUUAUAUCCAGUCUGUCGAAAAGAGGCGAAGAGGCUUACGCCGAAGCAGGGAAAGUAGCUGAAGAGGUUAUCUCACAAGUUCGUACGGUUUACGCCUUUUCUGGAGAAAAGACAGCCAUUGAAGCAUAUUCAAGUUCACUGAAAAAUGCUCUCAAAGUCGCGAAGAAAACCGGUGUGGCAAAGGGUAUCGGAAUUGGAUUCACUUUCGGCCUUUUAUUUUGCUCUUGGGCGUUACUUCUUUGGUACGCGAGUAUCCUCGUUAGGCAUGGCCACGCGAAUGGAGGCAAAGCGUUCACUACAAUCAUCAAUGUGAUCUACAGUGGAUUCGCACUCGGUCAGGCUGCGCCUAACCUUGCUGCCAUCGCCAAAGGCCGAAGUGCUGUUGCAAAUAUCAUAAGCAUGAUCCAAGACGAUUCUACUACUUCCAAAAGUCUAGAUGAGGGGAUAGUAUUGCCCAAAAUAAAUGGAAGAAUAGACUUUUAUGAGGUCUCUUUCGCCUACCCUUCUCGACCAACAAUGGUUUUCGAAGAUCUGAACUUCUCAGUAUGUGCUGGUAAAUCCUUGGCAGUUGUUGGUCCGAGUGGCUCUGGGAAGAGCACUAUUAUCUCCAUGAUUCUACGGUUCUAUAAUCCGACUUCAGGUAUGAUUUUGUUGGAUGGACUUGACCUCAGUACGCUUCAGCUGAAAUGGUUAAGAUCGCAGAUAGGAUUGGUUAGCCAAGAACCGGCGCUGUUUGCCACCUCUAUAGCUGACAAUAUCUUGUUCGGUAAAGAAGGCGCAGACAUGGAUCAAAUCAUCGAGGCUGCGAUAGCUUCAAAUGUGCAUUCUUUCAUUCAAGGUUUACCUGACGGCUAUCGUACUCAGGUAGGGGAAGGCGGGACUCAACUUUCAGGAGGUCAAAAGCAGAGAAUCGCCAUUGCAAGAGCUAUAUUGAGAAACCCGAAAAUACUACUCUUGGAUGAGGCGACAAGUGCUCUUGAUGCAGGUUCGGAAUUCAUCGUUCAGCAGUCGCUGAACUCGGUCAUGUCGCAGAGGACUACAAUUAUCGUUGCCCAUAGAUUAUCUACCAUCCGAGACAUCGACACAAUUGUUGUUCUGAACAAUGGUCGUGUGAUCGAGACGGGAACCCACAGCGACUUGAUGUCUAAGGCUGGCGAAUAUGCAUCUCUGGUUAGUUUACAAAUAUCAGAACACGCAACAGCGCCUACCUUUGACAAUGCAGCAAGAACUCCGGUAAUUUGUAGUGCUCAAGUGUACCCGUACACUGAAAGCUACCCACAACAGUCGAAGCCAGUCGCCGUUGCAAAGGUGCAUAAGAAUAAUGAAGAGGCUGUGCGGCAAAGCCCGGUUUGGGAAUUGAUCAAGCUCAAUGCCCCCGAGUGGCCCUGUGCAUUACUCGGAUCGAUAGGUGCAAUUCUGGCCGGCAUGGAAGCUCCUCUCUUCGCACUUGCUAUAACACAUAUCUUAACGGAGUUCUAUACCCAUGAUGAUGCUCGAAUCCGACGAGAGGUGAGGCAGAUCUCCUUCAUACUUGUCGGGGCAUCAGCAGUGACCGUAUUAAUCUACUUGCUACAACACUAUUUCUAUACCUUAAUGGGAGAACGCCUCAUUGCUCGGGUUCGCCUGCGAAUGUUCACAGCUAUCCUCUCGAACGAAAUUGGUUGGUUCGACAAAGAUGAGAAUAGCACUGGUUCGCUGGCAUCAAAAUUAGCAACAGAUGCCACGCUAGUACGCAGCGCUAUUGCUGAGCGAAUAUCGACAGUCGUCCAAAAUGUAGCACUGGCUGUGACAGCAUUCGUCAUAGCCUUUAUACUCAGUUGGCGUAUUGCAGCUCUCGUCGUUGCAACCUUUCCUCUGCUCAUCGCGGCAAACAUAGCUCAGCAAAUAUUUCUGAAGGGGUUCGGAGGCGAUUAUGUCAGGGCAUAUCACCGAGCUACUGAGGUUGCGCGCGAAGCCAUUGCUAAUAUACAUACCGUAGCAGCAUUUGGAGCUGAAGAGCAGAUAGCUACCAAGUUCGCAUCCGAAUUAGAGCAGCCGAGAAAGAGAGCCCUUCUCCGUGGACACGUUUUGGGUUUUGGAUACGGCAUAUCACUGCUUUUCGCCUACGCUUCAUACGCUCUUGGCCUGUGGUAUGCAUCUGUCCUGAUUCGCGACAAGAAGUCUGAAUUUGGUAACAUAAUGAAGUCCUUCAUGGUGUUGAUUAUAACAGCAUUAGCCGUGGCAGAAACGCUGGCGCUCGCGCCUAACCUGGUGAAGGGAUCGCAAGUUCUUGAAUCAGUCCUCGACAUUCUUAGAAGGAAAACAGCCAUCGAUCCUAACCUGUCGACACCCCCUGUAGCCGAUAUGCAAGGAGAUAUUGAGUUCAGGCAUGUAAGUUUUCGGUACCCAACCAGGCCUGAUGUCACUGUUUUCCAAGAUUUGAACCUGAGAAUUCCAAAAGGAACAAGCAUGGCGAUCGUAGGCCAAAGUGGCUCAGGAAAGAGCACCGUGAUCUCUCUUCUGUUAAGAUUUUACGAUCCCAACUCCGGAACAGUCCUGAUAGACGGAUCCGAUAUCAAGAUGGUGAAUCUAAAGUCGCUGCGGUCGAGAAUAGGCCUCGUGCAGCAAGAGCCGGUGCUGUUCUCCACGACUAUUUACGAAAACAUCAAGUACGGGAACAUUAACGCCUCAGAAAUCGAGAUAAUGAAGGCAGCUAAAGCAGCAAACGCUCAUGGAUUCAUCAGCAGAAUGCCGGAGGGGUACCAAACAAAAGUCGGCGACAGGGGAGCGCAACUGUCAGGAGGACAGAAGCAAAGAGUCGCAAUCGCAAGGGCGAUACUUAAGGAUCCAUCGAUCCUUCUCCUCGACGAAGCAACAAGCGCUCUUGAUGCAGCGUCGGAAAUGCAGGUCCAAGAAGCCCUUAACAAGCUCAUGGAAGGAAGGACUACCAUUCUGAUAGCACACCGGCUGUCGACAGUUCAGGACGCAGAUGCUGUCGCGGUGCUGCAGGACGGAAGAGCCGCCGAAUGCGGCAGCCAUGAAGAGCUCCUUAGCAGAGCUGGAAGCAUUUAUUUUCAGUUAGUACAGCUGCAGCGUAAUGAGAGGUGAAGAGAUGCUGGAAAUUAUUUUCAGAACCUGUCACUCAAUCCAUGUAACUUAAAAAAUAUACAUACAUAUAUAUAAAAAAACUUUAAGGCACACUUCUAUAAGUAGAAUUGAGAGUCAAGCAUAUGAAAUUAAG
Molecule: messenger RNA, 4142 nt
Organism: Andrographis paniculata
Lineage: Eukaryota; Viridiplantae; Streptophyta; Magnoliopsida; Lamiales; Acanthaceae
Product: ABC transporter B family member 13-like
Exons: 10
Coding region: 278-4009 (1243 amino acids)
Biological process (GO): transmembrane transport
Cellular component (GO): membrane
Molecular function (GO): ATP hydrolysis activity; ABC-type transporter activity; ATP binding
Source: RefSeq, a predicted model, not a curated record